This is a messenger RNA of Diatraea saccharalis (sugarcane borer), 1803 nucleotides long. Lineage: Eukaryota; Metazoa; Arthropoda; Insecta; Lepidoptera; Crambidae. The record is from the annotation of a GenBank genome assembly.
GAAAUAAAACAAGAGACACGAUAAUCCACCCAUUUUUAAACUAAACUUUACAGCAAGUUGAAAAUGGCCUCUUUACAAAUUGACGAAGAAAGACAUAAUAUUAAACUAUGCGAGCUCAUUCCUAUUUUGUUAGGCCUUGUUGGCUAUUAUGGAAUCUUGAAUGUACUCUACAAUAUGAAAAUCACAAAGAAGAAUUAUUUGGAUAAAUUCAAACCUAUAUCUUUGCUUUAGUUAAAACAUAGAAAGCUCAAACAAAGCUUUCAAACUUUAAAACAAUAAUAAGUUAUUAAACUUGAUAUGUACCGAUUUUAAAUAUUAUAUAAGUAUUAUUGUUUGUUAAUGUUAUAGUGGUAUCUAAAUUCAUAUGUACGAUUUCACUAAUGGAACUAAAAAAUAUUACUAAGGACACGUGGGAAAUUAAAAAUUAAACAACAUUACAUACGAGUAAUAUUUUUAAGUCAACAUCAUAAUAAUAAUUUAUUGACGCCUGAAACCUGUUAAUACCUAACGCCCCUUCAAUAGUCUAAAAAUAGAAGCGUCUUGCAGUCUGUUUUACAUAUUCCAGUAGACUGGACACGGCCACUCCGAUUUGACAGCUGAAAAGCUGUUCCCGCGGAUUUUCUUCGCGCCAUCAUUUAAGCGUAACGUCCUUGCGUAGAACAAUCAUUGAUAGACAAUAAUAAAUUAAAACAAACUAUUUGACUUUUUUUUUUUCAAAAAUGGCGCAACCAGUUUUUAGAGUUUACGCGUUACUUGUAUUUAUCUCUUUAUGUGUUCAAUGUAAAACUAAGUCAAGUGAAAGCAGUGAAGAGCAUAUUAAGGCUCCUGAAAUUAAGCCACAGAAGAUUAACGAUGUCGCAGCUUUAAUGUUUGCCGAUGAGCUCAAGCAAACCCUGGAGAGAUACUUGUUCGGGAUAUGCCCACAUACUUUCAGGUCUCGUUGGACGCAGAUGCAGUUAAAUCUGAAAGGGAAGAACAACGGAACUGAACCAGCUUGUGACUUGGACACUGACCAACAGGACUUGGCUGGAAGGCUAGCAACACUGUCGUUGCGAGCGCACUCAGCUUCCCGCACUGAUUGCGCCCGGUUCGGUGCUGCGCUCGCGAACACGCUCGGCGAGCUCGCACGAACUGCAGCGAACCGCGCAGCAAUCACAUCUGCGAACAACGAAGCGAUAAAAAAGCGAAAGCUAUCGAAAAGUCAAAAGGCGAAAAUACAAGCGAAACAACGAACAGCGCUCGCAGUCAAAAAGAAGGCUGCUGCCGCGGCCGCCGCUGCUGCUGCCAAGAUGGCGUCUGCUUAGAUAAUAUACUCCUUGGUCUUAUAUAGGUUAUAGUUGAUAGUUUUGUACUUCUAAAACUACUAUUAAUUGCAUGCAACAAAUGCAAGUUUGUUGCUAUUUGGCAAAAUAUAAAAUUUUAUAGUGUUGCCAACAUAAAAUAGUAUUUAGAUAAUGUAGAAUCAAAACCACAAUAAAUGUUUGUACACUCGGCUGUACGUUAUGUUACUACUAUGUUUAUGUCAAAUUUCUGUAGGUGAUUUUAAACUCUAUCUUCAAAACAUAUAGAUUUAAAAUUAAUUGGAAAAAUUUAACAGAUUUAUAACCUGACGUAAUAUUAACUUAUACUUACUUGAUACGAUUCAGAGUUUUUUCAUAUCUAAAUUGUAUUAUAACAUAUCACAAUAUAAAAGAUUUACCUAUAGAGUAACAUAAUCAUUUUUUUAAAAUGGAACUCGCCAGCUGCAGUUUGCCCACCUCUGCUCUAGGUCAGUGUUUUACAACCUGUGAUCCGGUGACCCCA